Messenger RNA from Cinara cedri, 1250 nucleotides. Lineage: Eukaryota; Metazoa; Arthropoda; Insecta; Hemiptera; Aphididae. The record is from the annotation of a GenBank genome assembly.
UAGAUUUGGAUUCCGUAUGUGAAGAUUACGGAUUCGAGAAUAAUAUAUAAUAUUUUAUUUUUCCUACACCAUUAUGUUCCGGCUUUUCUCGGCGAUUCUUAUUUGUGGUGUUCGGGGAAAAAAACAAAGUACCUAAAUAUAUUUUUACUUAUUUAUAUUUAUCUAUCUAAAUGUCAUAAUAUCGUGAUAGUUUAUACUUUUAGGAUAUCGAAGAUUCUUAUCAUAUAAAUAUUGUCGCUCCUUUUGAUUUUGCCAUGCAAUUGGACUUAAAGUCCGUAACUAAAAUAAAUGUUUUAACCAUAUGAUUUAAGCAAAAUGCACAUCUAAAAUAAUUCAAAUCUUUUAUAUAAGGCCUUUUUUUUUGGGGUUUAUUUUUAAAGAUAUUGAAUCGUUUUAUGUUAUAAGUUCUUACUUACUAGCGACUGCUUCUUAUACUUAUUACUAUAACUAUAAGUUGAAGAUUUAUUGAAAAUUCACAAUUCUUAUUAUAUUAGAAAUGGCGACUUUAUGAUAAGCAUCAGCUUUAUCUAUUUAGACAAUUUUAAAUGGUUAUUUUGUCAUGCUAUAUACUGUAGGUAUUUUAAAAUUCGUAUUGUUUUUUAAUUGAUAUGUAUUAGGUUAAAAAGUAUUUCAAUAUUACGAAUUAAGGUUAGGAAAAAUAUAAAUUAAUGACAAAACUCUAAAAAGUUACAAGGGACAUUAAAAAUAUUUUUUUCGUUGGUUUAUUCGGUGCAGUGCAUUAUAUUAAUACAAAAAAUAACUAUAAAUUUGUUUUAAUAGAGCGGUAAGACUGUAUAGAACACUGAAGACUAUGAUGAAAGACUUAGAAUUUUUCGUCUUCCGACAUUUUCAUUUCGAUGACACUCGUUUACAAGAGCUGAUUGCAUCGCAGAGCGAUAUGGACAAAAGAUUGUUCAACAUGGAAAUAUCCAAUAUUGUAUGGAAAGAUUAUUUUCUAAAAAGUAUUAAAGGAUUCAAACGUCAUAUUCUCAAAGAAAACGAAUAUAGCCCGGAAGCUAAACAGAGAUAUAACAAGUAAUUAUAUCUGUCUUCGUAGUUUAUAUUUCACGUAAAAAAGUAAAUUUAUUAAAACUAGGGUUUUAAAUUUUUUUUUUCAGAAUCUGGAAUGCUUAUUACACUUUAAAAACAUUUUAUUAUGGUUUUCUGAUAUAUUUGAUAAUUUUAAUAUUAAAAUAUAUCUUUUAUUAAUUUAAUUUUGUGUUUAAAAAAGAGUUAUUAAACAAUAAAGG